Hibiscus syriacus is the source of this 1807-nucleotide messenger RNA. RefSeq names its product basic leucine zipper 23-like. The transcript is spliced from 3 exons. The record is from RefSeq and is a predicted model, not a curated record. Gene Ontology annotation, biological process: regulation of transcription by RNA polymerase II; DNA-templated transcription. Gene Ontology annotation, molecular function: RNA polymerase II cis-regulatory region sequence-specific DNA binding; DNA-binding transcription factor activity, RNA polymerase II-specific. The coding region runs from base 247 to 1041 and encodes 264 amino acids. NCBI's taxonomy places the organism in Eukaryota, Viridiplantae, Streptophyta, Magnoliopsida, Malvales, Malvaceae.
UAAUUCAUACGCUUUUUAUUCUAAAACAAACAGCCACCGCUUAUUUUCCCAGCAAAUCUGUUCGUCGAAUAUAUGAUAACGAUGCCCUUUUUCCGAGUAUUUGUACUUUUGAUUUCCCGUUGAGCCUCAAGUUGUAUCGACUUGUUCGGGUCGUCUCAGGUUGUUCCACUUGCUGUGGUCUUUUUCCCGAGUUCAAAAUUGUGAAUUGAUCUCUUCUCACUAGAUUUAAGUGGGAUUUGUAUUGUGAUGGACGAUGGGGAGCUUGAUUUUUCGAACCAAAAAAUGAUUUCCGGCAAUAACAUAGGUGAUAUUCCUAGCAGUUGCUCGAUGGACAGUUUCUUUGAUGAAUUAUUCAACGAUUCCCAUGCCUGUACCCAUACACACACUUGCAACCCACCCGGCCCCGAUAACUCUCAUACGCACACCUGUUUUCAUUUUCACACCAAAAUCGUGCCUGCCUCAAGUGAAGAUAAUGUUGCUGUUGAUGAUACGGCCGAGUCUAGGGAGAAGAAAUCGAAGAAACGUCCGUUAGGUAAUCGAGAAGCUGUUAGGAAGUAUAGGGAGAAGGUUAAGGCACGAGCUGCCUCUUUGGAGGACGAGGUUGUUAGAUUGAGGACUGUGAACCAGCAGCUGGUGAAGAGAUUACAAGGUCAGGCUGCAUUGGAGGCUGAGGUCGCGAGGCUUAAGUGUUUACUUGUUGAUAUUCGAGGAAGAAUCGAAGGGGAGAUUGGAUCAUUUCCUUAUCAGAAACCAGCAACUAAUGUUAACAUGAUGAAUGUGCCUGGUGGUGCUUAUGCGACGAAUCCCUGCAAUGUGCAAUGCAAUGAUCAGAUGUAUUGCCUUAAUCCUGGAGGAGAAGAUAAAACAGGAGAAGCUGCUGCGCUGAAUGGACAAGGAUUUAAUGGUUGCGGCUUUGACAAUAUUCAGUGCUUGGUGAAUCAGAACUCUGGAGCAAAUGAACUUUCUACUGGUGGGGUUAGAAUUGCAGGGUCCAAUGGCAAUUCUUCUAGCGCUAAAAGGAGGAAAGCUACAACAGGUUGAUGAACAUGCGGAAGAGGGUACAUAUUUGUGUUCUAACAAGCAGUUUCCUUUGGAUGCAUAACCUUCUUCAGUCAGGUUGCAUUGCUUUUUUUUUUAUUUUAUUUUUUCAUUUUCUGCUCUCUUUUUUUGUUUUUUCAACCCUACUUAUAGGUUAUUAGAGGUGGGUUUUGGGUGUUUUUAGUUUAUGGUCUAAAGCCAACAAACUUGGGAAGCUGAAACUUCUGGAUUUUUAUAAUAUGUAGCAUUUAUGAGUAGUGACAGACGGUCUGGUUUCCAUCAAGUUAAAACUUGGCUCAAUUAAACGCCUUAUCCCAUCUUCUUACUCACAACGUAUGAUAUUCAUCGGGAAUUACUAUCAAUGAUGCUGUUCUCUGUGGUGUUUUUCUUCUUUCUAAGGUAUAUGAGCUCUGUUAUUUCUGAACGACAGAAUAAGUGAUGGAAUAACUUUGAUGUUUCGAAAGUGUGAGCCCUUACCAGGUGAGUUACAAGUUCCACUCCUUGCAGUCAUGCUUUGUGAUUCGCAUAGGAAGCUAUGAAUUAGCUUGCAUUGGUUUCGGCCUUUCCUAUUCCGGUUUUGCAUGGCAUUGACAAAGCACAGGAAGUUUGCCUUUUGCAUAUGAGCAUUCUUUAGCUGUGGGGUUGCCUACUCGAGAGUGAAGUGGCCGUCCUUCAAUCGAAAAUUAUAGUCUGUAAGUGAUAACGGACCCCAGAGAUUAUCCCUCGUCUACCUUGCUAAUGCUACAAUGCUGGAGUUGGAACGAAAACA